GGAACUGUUGGCAGCCCUAGAGAGGAAGCGACAAGGUGCACUGAGCUCUCAUGUCCCAGAGCUCCAGGGGAACCCGUUGUGAAAGAGCUGAGGAAAAUCAGAGAGAGACAGAGUGUUGGAAGGGUGGGCCAGAGCAGCCGCUGAAGAAUACAACAGGCAGAACCUCCGGAGGGUUAGCAGCAGCAGCUCUCAUCAUGUUCAGCCACCAUGUUCAGGCCAGGUCCCGGCUCCAGAGGGGCUCUGGGGACAGUCCUGGGGUGUCUGGACUGCUGCGGAGUCGGCUGGAGAAGCUGAAGAAGCUGUGGUGGAGGAAGUCCAUCCCCCCGGUGCUGCAGCACAGUGAGACAGCCAGGCUGGCUAUGGAUGCCUUUCUGGAGCAGGGGGAGCCUGGCUAUCUGCAAGCCAUUGCUGAGGAACAGGAGCUGCCAUUUCUCUCCCCCCUAGACAUGGACUACAUGAGCCAGCACAGAAGCCAGAGUAUCCCGGAGCCUAAUGCAAGGAAGGGGCAUGAGACCGAGCCCAAAGAGGGAGACACUGAGGACAGGGCCUCCCUUUUCUCUGAACUAAGCUCUGGUACCUACUUCCCACUCAUGUCUGACGUGCAGCCUCCAGAGCUGGAACUGGGCUGGCCAGUGGUGCCACUUGCCACAUGGUAUGGCCAAACUCAAGCCAGUGUGUAUUUCCAGAGAAACAAGGCCAACAGCAUCAAGGAUUUACUCCGGUGCCUGAUCAGCAGGGCAAAAACGGUGAUCGCAGUCGUCAUGGAUCUCUUCACAGACAUGGAGAUACUCUGUGACCUGAUGGAAGCUUCAAGCAGGCGACAUGUCCCUGUUUACCUGAUCCUUGAUGAGAAGUACUUAAAGUAUUUUAUAGAGAUGUGCAGUAAAAUGGCUCUUAACAAGGACCAUUUCCCAAACAUGCGAGUGCGGUGUGUGAGUGGAGACACAUAUUACAGUAAAGCAGGCAAGAAAUUUGCAGGUCAAGUUCUGGAGAAGUUUGUACUGAUAGAUUGUGACCACGUUCUUGCUGGUACAUACAGUUUUACUUGGCUGUGCAGUCAAGUUCACACCUGCUUGGUGACACACUUCCGAGGCAAAAUCGUUGAGGACUUUGACAGAGAAUUCCGAAGCUUAUACACAGAAUCCAAACCUGUGCCUGCUUUCUGCAUCCUCGAGGCUGGAUCAAGCCCUGCUUCAGCUCACACCUCAGCAUGGACCUUCCAGUCUCUCUUAAAAUCUGCCAAACCGAAUGAAGCUGGAACCGCAAGCCAGGCCAGUAGUCUCUCAAAUUCAAGCAUUGAGAGCAUAAAGAUGUCUCCUUUUCGGAAGAACUCCACCUACAAUGUACUCCAUGAAAAGCAAGACUUGGGUCCUGGUUUCAUCAAUGAAAAGAGAAAGGAAGCCAUCAGCUCCAUGAAGCCAAGUGACUCCAAGCAGCACUGGGAAAUGUCAAACUCUAGCCACAACACUUCAGCUAAAUUCAAGUCUGCCUUAUAUGACCAGCCUAAUCAUAAUUCACACCAGGCAUCCUUGCAGCCAAUGUCUUUCCCCAUACUAAGCUGCAGUGAACCUAAUCAUCUAGAAAAUAAGGCACUGGCUAAAACUAAAAAUGGCCAGUUGCUCCAUCACUCUGCCAUGAGACAGGGACCAAACUUACGAUCCCCCUCUGAGAACACUAGUACAAAUGGGGCAAAUACCAAGCAGAAAGCACCCAGUGAUGUUUCAAGUGGAAAAUCAAUAGAAAGCAGCAGCAAAAUAUGCAAGAAUGAGAAAACGCUGACUCUUGGGCAUAGUAAACUGGACCUGAUUAUCCAAUACAACCAGUUAAAAAGUGAGUGGACAGCUGCAGUCCCAAGCUCUGCUAGACUCAGUGAUGAAGUGCCAAAGGAAAAUAGCUGCAAUAUACACAGGGAUGAGAAAACACUGACUCUUGGACACAGUAAACUGGAUCUGAUCACAAGUUAUAACAAAUCAAAAUCUAAGCAAAUAUCUAGUCAAUUUGGGCCCUAACCUGUUCUCUCUUGUCCUAGGGUGUGUCUACACUGGCCCAGCUGCCUAGUGAAGUAGGUAGUGAAGACGCUACCUACUCAGAUGGGAGGGGUCUCGUGGCGGCACAGGUACGCCACCUCUACAAGAGGUGACAGUGUGUCAACAGGAGAAGCCCUCCCAUUGACAUAGUGUUGUCUACACUGGGGGUUGGGUCAGUGUAACUACAUCACUCAGGGGUGUGGAUUUUCCACACCCCUGAGCGACUUAGUUACAUUGAUGUAAGUUUGUAGUGUAGACCAGGGCCUAGUUACAUUCUCCAAUCUCAUUCCCAGAGUUACCAUAAUUUUUUUUGCAAAAAGAAAAGGAGGACUUGUGGCACCUUAGAGACUAACAAAUUUAUUUGAGCAUAAGCUUUCGUGAGCUACAGCUCACUUCAUUGGAUGCAUUCAGUGGAAAAUACA
Messenger RNA from Chelonia mydas (Green sea turtle), 2449 nucleotides. It is a transcript of the gene SACK1C, whose product is annotated as family with sequence similarity 83 member C. The transcript has 4 exons. Lineage: Eukaryota; Metazoa; Chordata; Testudines; Cheloniidae. The record is from RefSeq and is a predicted model, not a curated record. Gene Ontology annotation, biological process: epidermal growth factor receptor signaling pathway. The coding region runs from base 51 to 2009 and encodes 652 amino acids.